This is a messenger RNA of Caenorhabditis elegans, 1658 nucleotides long. It is a transcript of the gene ugt-47, whose product is annotated as Putative UDP-glucuronosyltransferase ugt-47. Bases 21 to 1631 code for a protein of 536 amino acids. The transcript is spliced from 5 exons. Gene Ontology annotation, cellular component: membrane. Gene Ontology annotation, molecular function: glucuronosyltransferase activity; UDP-glycosyltransferase activity. The record is from RefSeq and is marked reviewed. NCBI's taxonomy places the organism in Eukaryota, Metazoa, Nematoda, Chromadorea, Rhabditida, Rhabditidae.
AUCAUUUUAUUGUAUUUCUAAUGUUUCGCUAUCAUUCAAUACUAUUACUUGCUAUACUGUACUUCUUUGAGUAUGGUUUAGCAUACAAAAUUUUAGUAUUUUCCCCCGCAACUAGCAAAUCACAUUUAAUAUCAAAUGGUAGGAUUGCUGAUGAAUUGGCAAAAGCUGGGCAUAAUGUAACUCUACUAGAAAUUGACUUUCUGGGAAUUGUGGACUCUACAAAAAGUGCAAAACUCGUGAAAAAAACAAUUGUCAGAGUACCAAAGAAAAUGCAAGGAUUCAAAAAUGUAAUUCAAAGCUUCUCAGAAGGAGUGAUGGAAGAUGAAGGAUUGUUUGAAUUAUUGAAAGGAAAUAUUGCAUAUCAGACAGUAUACAAUGAUUUAUGUGAAGAAUUUCUUGAAAAUGAAGUUAUGUUCAACAAAUUGAAAGAUGAAAACUUUGAUGCUUUCUUCGCUGAACAACUGAAUAUCUGUGGUUUCGGAUAUGCAAAAGCAUUAGGAAUUCAAAGAAAAUUUUUAAUAUCUAGUUGUCCAUUCUUUUCCCAUGUUUAUGAUUACACCAGUCAUCCUGCUCCCUAUGCCAGUGUACCGUUCAUUUCGGAUAUGAGUCCUGAGCCAACUUAUCUGGAACGUACAAAUAAUCUUUUGCGAGGAAUUACCAUUAAUACAUUUUUCUAUUUUUCUCAUAAUAGACUGACGUCAAUAUUCCGGAAGAAAUUCGGAGACGACUUCCCUGCGAUUACUGAGAUUGUACGAAAUGUCGACAUCAUUUUUCUGGCAACAGAUGAAAUCAUUGAUUUUUCAUCUCCAACAUUACCAAAUCUUGUUCACGUCGGUGGACUCGGAGUUGAUGAUGACACUACAGAAAUGGGCCCAGUUUUUGAAGCUGAAAUGAAAAAAGGAGAUAAAGGAGUCAUUUACUUUUCACUUGGAACCAUUGCCAACACUUCAACAAUUGAUAAAAAAGUUAUGGAAUCGUUUUUGGAAAUUGUUAAAAAGUUUCCUGAUUAUCAUUUUCUGAUCAGAGCAGACAAAAAUGAUAAGAACACAAAAGACAAGGCAACGGAAAUUUCGAAUGUCUUUGUUUCUGAUUGGUUGCCGCAACCAGCAAUUUUACAUCAUCCCCGCCUUCGUACUUUUAUUACACAUGCUGGUUACAAUGGUCUUAUGGAAGCAGCUCUUGCCGGUGUUCCAUUAAUUACGAUUCCAUUUAUGUUUGAUCAGAAUCUAAACAGUCGAGCAAUCGAGAAAAAAGGAUGGGGAAUUAGAAGAGACAAAAAACAAUUCCUCACGGAGCCAAACGCCAUUGAGGAAGCUAUAAGAGAAAUGCUCACAAAUCCAAGUUAUACGAAACAAGCACAUCGAGUACGUGACUUGAUGAGAAACAAACCCAUGGGAGCAAGAGACCGAUUUAUAAAAACAACUGAGUGGGUUAUUCAGAAUGGAGGAGUUCAUGAAUUGCUGACUGAAGGAAGAGAUCUCAGUAUCAUCAAGUAUUACAAUUUAGAUAUCAUUGUUCCAUGUUUCUUUGUUGCUUUUUAUUUCAUAAUUUUCCCAUUUUUCAAACUCUUUGGAGGAUUUUAUUAUUACAGUUGUUUUGGUCAUAUUGAAUCAAAAUACAAAAAAGAUUAAUGAUUUAAAUAAAUAUUUUAUCACGUU